This is a messenger RNA of Cyphellophora europaea CBS 101466, 981 nucleotides long. RefSeq lists its product as uncharacterized. The coding region runs from base 1 to 981 and encodes 326 amino acids. The record is from RefSeq and is a predicted model, not a curated record. The transcript has a single exon. NCBI's taxonomy places the organism in Eukaryota, Fungi, Ascomycota, Eurotiomycetes, Chaetothyriales, Cyphellophoraceae.
AUGACUCCGGAGCAGGAGGUCGAGUUCCAACGCCUCGAAGAGUACGGCUUGGACCUAGAACACGAAACACCGGAUACCCUCGUACGUGGGUUCCUCUUCGCUGAAAGACACGAGAUUCGAGAGGCCAUUGUACGAUUCCGCCAACGCUUUAAAUCGAUCGAGAUGCCCCGCGCCAAAGCAUACGAGCAGGAGGAAUGCAUAUUGGCAGCUCUUCGCAUCCAAGAGCUCGUAUCAAAAUUAAGCAGCCAAGUUGAGGCAGCUCUCAUGGAACUCCUUCCUGAGAAGCAAGUGGGCGGGCUCCUACCAGCAGACAAAACUCGUGUGGCAGAGGCUAUAGCGCUGGACCGUGAGCAGGACGCAGCGGAACAUGGAAACGACUACGGGCUCAUCAAGGCUCGCAUAGCCACGUGGAUAGUCCGUGACAUUGGUCUACCGGAAAGUACCCAGGAGUAUAGGCUGAUGCGCGAACUCAGUCGCGUUGAUGAGGAACCCCAAGACCCCGCCAACUUUAACGUGCCAUUCAACGUGUUGCUCGCCCUGAGGCGGAAGCGUGGCGAGGCAGAGCCAGAAUCUGUCCAUCGAAGUUUCCCUAGCAGUAUGGUGGGGCGACCUACUACAUGCGCGUUUGGAGAUGUGUCUCGGCUCUCGAUGCAUGUCCUAGCCGAAUGGCAGCCGAAAAGUCAAGAAGUCUAUGAUUAUUUAUUGGGCUACACGGAAGAACGGUAUGGAGGCAGUCUGACUGGUGUGGAGGCCGGCGCAGCGCUUGACCGAUGGCUGGCUGAACACCCAUUCCCGAGAAACGUGGUGUGGGACAAUGACGGCGUCGUGAAUAGUGAAGAGGCCCAGAACGACACGACGGUCGGUGAAGAUGCUGGAACACGCAUCGUUAAUGAUGGCGACAUUAAUCCCGACCAUAACAGUUUGAAGACUCGUGGAGUGCGGACUGGACACUUGGACGGCAACUUACGCCACAUCGACUGA